UUAAGUUUAGGCUUAGCAGGUUUUAAAUUGCAUUAUGAAGAUAAAGUUAUGGAUUUUCUUUCAAACAUGGAAUACUGUUAGAAAAUGCCUACCGUUUUCAAGUUCUGGCCUUCACAGUAUAUAAGGUAUUUCAUGUGAUGGAAAAUUUGUAAUGAGUAAAGAUGCCACGUGGUCGAGGAAAAAAAUCCCAGAGUCCAAAAGCCACGGUAGAGAGAAGUUCUUCAAAGACUCCUGAAGUUGCCACUGAAUUACAACAGGAAAAAUCUCCAAGAAGAUCUUCCAGAUCUUCAACUCGUUCUCAAGUAUCACCUGGUUCUGAACCCAUUGCUGAAGGUAGAAGGUCACGGCGUAGUUCUACAGCUGCACAAACAGCUGCUUCUGAAGCACAUGCACGUGUCACACGUAGCCGGAGUCAAACAAGUCAUAAAGGAAGUCCUAUAUCAACACCUAAGUCUGAAGUAGAGUCUCCUGCUUCUAGAGUAAGGUCAGGACGCCGAAAUAAAAACAGAGUUAACUACCAAGAAGAAAGCGAGGGAGAAGAAGAUACUUCAACAGUGAAAAAAGAAAAUGAUGAUAAAGAUUACAAUGAAUCUGACAUAGAAGAAAAAUUAACAAGAUCGGGAAAUAAACGAGCUAUUUCUAAAUCUCCGAGAAAACAAAAAAGAAAUAGUGGUGAUAAUCAAAGUGUACAACAUUCCAAAAGAAGAGCCCAAAAGAACUCUCAAGAACCAGAAGAAGAUUCAGUUUUGAAAGAUAACUCAGUCUCACAAAGUGAUGAAGAAAUGGGAAAGAAAGAAAAGGCAAAUAAAAAGUAUAAAACAGAUUGUGAAAUGGAUAGUGGUGAUAAAAAAGGGGAGAAUAAAGAAAAGGCAAAUAAAAAGUGUAAACCAGCCACUGAAAUAGAUGAGGAUGAUAAAGAAGAGGAAAAUAAAGAAAAAAAGGCAAAUAAAAAGUGUAAACCAGCCACUGAAAUGGAUGGUGGUGAUGAAGAAACUGCAAACAAAGAGUGUAAACCAGCUACUGAAAUGAAUGGUGAUGAUAAAGAAAGGGGAAACAAAGAAAAGGCAAAUAAAGAGUGUAAACCCAUCUCUGAAAUGGAUGGUGGUGAUAAAGAAGGGGCAAAUAAAGAGUGUAAACUAGACUGUGAAAUGGAUAGUGGUGAAGAUGUAAUUAAAGAGUGUAAACCAGUCUCUGAAAUGGAUGGUGGUGAUAAAGAAGGGGCAAAUAAAGAGUGUAAACCAGCCACUGAAAUAGAUGGUGAUGAAAAGGCAAUUAACGAGUGUAAACCAGACUCUGAAGUGGAUGGUGGUGAAAAGGCAAUUAACGAGUGUAAACCAGCCACUGAAAUGGAUGGUGAUGAAAAGGCAAUUAACGAGUGUAAACCAGCCACUGAAAUAGAUGGUGAUGAAAAGGCAAUUAACGAGUGUAAACCAGACUCUGAAGUGGAUGGUGGUGAAAAGGCAAUUAAUGAGUGUAAACCAGCCACUGAAGUGGAUGGUGAAAAGGCAAUUAAUGAGUGUAAACCAGCCACUGAAGUGGAUGGUGGUGAAAAGGCAAUUAACGAGGGUAAACCAGACUCUGAAGUGGAUGGUGGUGAAAAGGCAAUUAACGAGUGUAAACCAGACUCUGAAGUGGAUGGUGGUGAAAAGGCAAUUAACGAGUGUAAACCAGAUAGUAAAAUGGAUGAUGAUGAAAUGGAAGAGGAAAUAAAUAAAGAUUUAACUCCAGAAAGUAAAAUGGAUGAUGAAUAUGCAUCUCCAGUAAAAGAUAAUAGCACAAGAGCUACUAUGCAAGGGGUUUUUUCACCCACAAAAUCAACUGUGGAGACUGUCAGUGAAAGCAAGGAUAUCUCAUACGAACCAUCUACAAAGAAGAAUGAAGGGAAUGUUUUGGAUGUGAAUAAAGAUAAAUCUUCAGAUUUAAAACGUAAGCGUGAAGUUCAGAAUUUUGAAAAUGGAUUUACUGAACAUCCAGAGAAAAGAAGUAGGAAGGCUGAUGAGGCAGAAGAUGAAUCUGCAGUUGAAAGAAACAUCAUUACAGAAAAAGUUUCAGUUAGUGAAAUAUCACAGGAAUGUGAAGAGAAGGUAGAAAUCAUGGAAAACAAAGAAGUUGAAAUGAAUAUUAGUGAGAAGGAUAACUUGUGUGUUGAAAAAACUUCAGAAAAUUUAGAAACCUUCAACACUCCUGAGACUUUUUUAAAAGAAGAAGAAGAACCUAUGGAAGUUGAUGAAGAAAAAGGAGAUAUGCUCAGUGAAGUGCCUGUUGAGCCUAAACAGGAAAACAAAACAAAGGAAUUUUCCAUUGAAAGCCAGUCUUUGCUUCAAAAGACUGAGACAGUCACAGAACGCAGUAGUGUGUCAGAAACAAAGAAGUCUUCUGAAGUUGAAAAGUACCAUUUAGAAAAGCCACUUUUAAGCAAUUCUGAUGUGAACAAUUUAGAUACAGGUUGGAAUACCAAAGAAGUUCGGCAGAGCGAUAAAGUAUUGAAAGAAAACCAGGAAUCUUCAGCUGGGCUUUCAGAAAAACAGGAGUCUUUAAGUAAGAUUCCUACACCACUUCCAGAAGAUACUUCAGAAGUUUCUUUACGGAUAGAGAGAGGUGACAGUAGAGUGUCAGUCAUUCAACAAAGCAGUGAACAAUCAAGUAAGAACCUAGGUACUUCAUGUGUUGGUGAAUCCGUAAAUGUUCAAGAGGAAAAAAAUAAGGAACUUUAUUUACCUGCAAAUGUUUAUACGAGCAGUAUUUAUGCCGAGCAAGGAGAUUGCAUUGUUGAAAAAAAAAAAGUUUCUUCUAUUGUAGCUUUUUCUUCUACUUUGGAAGAGAAAGAUGAUAAAUGUGAAAUUCAGCAUUCAAACACGGUAUUUGAAAGUCUAUGCAAAAGUUCUAAGAACAUGAAUUCAUCAAAGAUACUGCUAGCUGAUAUUGAAACUGUAUCUCAGUUUGAGAAGGAUAAAAAUCCUUCAUGUGUGGUAAUUAGUAAUGAGUCAGAUCUGACAGAAAAUAUAGCCGUCCCUAAAUCACCUCAUCAUGAAGCUGAACAUCAGUUAACACCAACUUCUGACCCUUUAUCUUGUAAAUCUACUCAACCAGGUGAAGGUGUUAAAUGUUCAGAAAUUCCUGACCAGGCUAAAUUUCCCAUAGGUGAGAAAACUGGACCAGUUGAUAAUGCCCAAUCAGUUCAACCAUCAUCAUCAUUAGCCACUGUCACUUCAUCAGUUACUGAACAUGCAGAAGUUGUUACCACAUGUACCCUUGUGGAACCUUCAAAAGUAUAUACUGUUUCAAUCACCUCUACAGAUCAUUCUAAAGAUGAUUUUAUAAAAGACAAUAUGGUAGAAUCUUCAGAAAAAGAUGCUUUUUCAAAUGUUUCUGCAGAUCAUCCAACUGUAAAUAGUGAUUCAAACAUACCUGCAGAAACUACAAAAGUACAUGCUGUUUUGGAAACUUUUGCUAAUCAUUCAAAAAUAGAUGUUUUAAACUCUCUUGAAGAAGCACCAUGUAUAGAUACUCUUGAUGAUCAUUCAAAAGUAGAUCUUGUUUCAGACACAUUAGCAGAUCAUUCAAAAGUAAAUAAUGUUUUAAAUGCUCCUACUGAUGUUGUUUCGAACUCUCUUACUGAUGAUUCUGAAGUUAGUGUUAUUUCCAGUACUCCAUCAGAGCAGCCAAAAAUGGAUGUUAUUUCAAACACUCAAACUGAACAUUCAAAAGUAGAUAUUGUUACAAACAAUGCUACAAAUGGAGUUCACAAUGCUGGUUUAGUUGAGAUAGAGAAGCAACAUGCCUUGAGAUUUCCUGGACGACAGUAUCUGUUCAAUUCUGCAUUAACUUCUGAACUUAGAGCUGCUCUUAGUAAUAGAACAUUCAGUAUAGUAUCUUGUAGUUUGAAAACUGCUGAACCUCGCCAUGACCAACUGUUUACAGAAUUAGAAAUAAUUAACCCUGAUCUUGUCUGCUUUCAGCAUAUCAGUCUUCCUUACUUCACAGAUAUUUUGGAACCUAAAAUGAAAGACUCAGGAUAUGUUGGUGUUACAAAUUCACCAAAGAAUGAUUUAACUGGAUUAGCAACCUUUUGCAAAAGUGCUGCAUUCCAUAUUGAUGAACAUUCUGCUAUGUCCUUGAAAGAAAUUGUUGAAAAGGAAGUUAAUCUUUCACCUCUUGAGCCAUCUGACAAAGAAGCCUUCCUAAGCUUAUUGGAUACCAGUGGUUCAAUCCUUUUUACGCAUCUGUCAUCUGCUUGUGGUCAGAAACUCACUGUAACCAAUGUAUCCUUCCCAGAAACAGAUGUCAGUACGCACACUUUACAUGUUUCAUGUUUGGCAAGAGAAGCCUUUAGUGCAAUGAAAGGAAUCCAGCAACCACAUGUGUUGUGUGGGAGGUUUAACAUACCUGCAAAUGGUCCAGCUUACCAGCUUUUGAAAGAUGGUUACCUUAGCAAUGAAAUGAUUGAAGACUUGCAGGCCAGAAAAGACGUGCCACUUCCUGGAAAAGAGAAUGCUGCUCUGGUGAACUUGUUAUGGAAGGCAUUUCAACAUCCAUCAUCACAUCUUCGCAGCUGCUACUCAACUGUCAAGGGUAAUGAGUUAGUGACACCAGAAGCAGAACCUGGAAAAACAAAGACUUCACCAAACUUGGUGUGGUUCAGCUCUGAUUCCUUAAACACUGUGGGUGUACUGGACAUUGAAUCACCCCCCUCACUAUCAGCUUGUGGGUUUGAAAGCCUGAAGGCAGACAUCGCAUUUGUGAGCUCAAACACUUAAGUGUGUAAAGCAAGUUGUCCCGUUAUUGGUGUUUGUGUUUCUAAACAGAAUGAUAAACAUAAAGUUUUAAACCAUUGUCAUUGAGUGUAUUAGAAAUGCAGGAUUCUUUUUAACAUAGUACGAUGGUAUGUUAACAAUAAAUCUGAUCAUAUGUAUGUCGCUACAUUUUAUUAACGUACCCUGUUCAUUGUUUUAAAACCAUCUGCAAUAUAUGUUCCUUUUAGGUGCCCUUUUUAUUUGUUGACAUAUUUUGUUUCUUUGAAUUCUUUUGACCUCUGUGUCUAAGUUUAGCACACAUUUCAUUGUAUCACCACAUCAUAUAGUACAUUCAUGAUUCAAAUAAAUUGUAAAUGAAAGACAUUCUAAACUUAUAGAAAGAUUUCCAUGUGAUAACUACUUAACUCAGAAUUCACUUUAACUAACCUGAGGUUUGUUUGAUAGAUUAGCGAAAUUCUUUUGUUUUGUACACGUGUAUACUAAUAAUUCUUCACUCGUGUGGAGUUAGUUGCACUUCAAAUGACGCGUAGUCGAGUGGUAUGUCUACAUGGAAACCUUUCUUAGUCGAUCACUCUAUCAGUUUUAAUCUUUCAGUCGUCUAGUGUGUUUGUUCCAUUUCAUCAGAUUCAUUGUUUGUAUGCGUGUUUCUAUAUUUUAUGAAUUAGUGUUUUUCCACGAACAUUUCAGCUUGUUUUAACGACUCUCUUUAACUAUCUGCUGAAUUAUUAUAUCUUGCCGACAACAGUUUAUUGUCACGUGUAACCACUCAACCUCAUUUUGUAAGAUUGAUACUAGUUGCAUUUAAGUCUUUGGUUAUUAACCUGUCUCAGACAUGUAUUUUAUACAACCUUUGAUUUAGAACAUAAUAGAGUAUUUUUGUCCUGUACAGAAUUUUAAAUUUAUUUCUUGCUGUUUUAACAUAUAAAUACUUGUACCUGAAUUGUGUAUGUUUUCAGUUGUACUCUGACAAAAUUUUCUUCCGACUUUGGAUUAGUUAUAUAAAAUAUUUCUUUAUCCUUGCUAAUAAGUUGUAUACUUAAAUGUUAAAGCGAAGUUUGAUCAUUUUUCUUUGCCUUAUCUUCUGCAAACUCGGUUUUUUUUUCCUCCUAGUUUUAAAGUCUUGUGGUAGCAGAAAACUCAAUCCAUAUAAGUAAGAUAAGCUGAACCUGUUUUGUUUUAUUACAGAGAAAGUUUUUGAAACCAAACUGAAUGAACUAUUUUUUUUUUCUCUUAACUUUGUGAUCUUGUAACUAUGCUCAUUAAUAUUAACAGCAUCAUUGCUUUUGUCAGACAAAUAUGGAUCUUGUGCGUUAGCUUGUUGAGAGUGUGUUUAUGUUGUGAUUUGGUGUGCUGGUAUUCUGUGUAGUAACACAGUCUAAAGAAGCCUACUUUGUUUCUCUGUUCUUACAAAAAAACUUAUAAAGUGGUUAAUAUCAGUUUUGGUUUUGAAAUUGAAGUAUAAAAUAAUUAUAAACCAUUAUUUUAUUAGACUAUUUUUAAAAGAGAAAAAAAAAGUUUUUAUUGGCAUUACUAUCAUUUUAGGAUACGAGAUGGAUUUUCAUUUUGAUACAUAAAGAAUACUGAUUGUUUUAUGAUUUGGAAGUUAUUCCUUCCAUGCAUUGUCUUGCAUAAGAUUUCAUAAUAAGAUUUAUUUUUGUGAUUGCAUCGAACCUUAAGUUGUUAAAAUGACACUUUCUUACGUGAUUAUGGGAAAUGCAAUUUAAAGUACACAAAACUUGGUGUGAGAAACAAAAAAGUAGCUUUUUAUACAUUAAUUAAUUAAAGAAGCUAAUAAGCUGUCCAUGGUUUGAAAAGUGCAUUCGUAUUAAUAAAACUAUUUGAAAUUUUAUAGGACUUCCAGAGUCCAAAAAAAGAAAAGUAAGGGUCAUUGCAUAUAAUGUAUUCAUUCACAGUGUACGAAGAAAAAGGACUUUCAAAGCUUUGGGUGAUUGCACAUUUUUUUCUGAGUUUAUUAAACUUGUUUUCAUAAGUUAUAUUUUUAGGUACAAGUCAUUGAAUUAAGGCAUAUCAACCAACAGACCUUGUACACUGGGAGAGUACUUUAAUUAAUUUUUUUUUCUGGUUGUCGUGAGGUUUAAGGCAUAUAACUAUGUAGUUUUGUUUGUUCUUCAUGCUGUAGUACUUGUAAUUAUUCAGUGGUUCCAAUAAAUGUUUUGUUUUUGUUUUUCUUCAAA
Messenger RNA from Limulus polyphemus (Atlantic horseshoe crab), 6949 nucleotides. RefSeq lists its product as uncharacterized. The record is from RefSeq and is a predicted model, not a curated record. Lineage: Eukaryota; Metazoa; Arthropoda; Merostomata; Xiphosura; Limulidae. Gene Ontology annotation, molecular function: 3'-5'-RNA exonuclease activity. The coding region runs from base 162 to 4757 and encodes 1531 amino acids. The transcript has 8 exons.